AUGGAUGAAACACCUCAUCCUCUCGAAACGCCUCAAGGCGAUCGUGUUCAGCUCGAACUAUCCACGGUCCCCGAACAGGAAUCACAAUUAAAUCCUACACCCGCCCCGCCACCACUACCGUCGAAAGCGCUGACGACAUCGGCGGUGCUCGAUGCUACACUCAAGUUCUUUGCGAAUGCGAGCAAUGAAACUCUGGGGGCCUGCGCGGUAGGCCUCUGUGCCUCUACAUACCUGGUCUUAGGGAGAGUUGGUCUAGUCCUCAUCGGCGCAGUUGGCGGCGUUGUCCUUCAUGCCACCUGGGAAAAUCAGUAUGGGGGGAAAGCGGACGGUGACAGUCAAGAGAUCAACAGGAGGAGGAAAGAGCUGGGCAUUGAAGUAGCGCAGAGAGUGCUGGACUGGCGAGACAAGAGACAGAAGCCCGAGAACGAAGAUGACGAUAGUCCCGGCGACUCCAAAGUCGAUCUGAAGACGCUGGAUUACUCUGAUUUUGAGCCUGAAACAAGAGCCGCUCUCACCCAGCUGACCGAUGCUGUUAUAAGAGACUACGUCGAAUGGUGGUAUAGUCCGCUUCUUCCCAGAGACCAGUCGUUUCCCGCGAGGUGCAGACAGACCUUUAGCAGCUUCGUCGUCUCCUUCUCCAACCAUCUUUCGCGCAAACGGACUGCCGAUCCGGUCCUCGAUUUCUUUGCCAAUUCGACUUCCAUCAUCAUUGUCUUCCUGAACGAACUCUCCACCGCCCUCAAGGCGUCGUCUAAUCAGGAUGCAGAGACUGCCGUGACAACCUACCUACAAUUCCAGCCGGACAGCAAUUUGGCCAAUGUUCUCAGCAGGGAGCAGCAAGAACGCAAGCUCAACCUCGUGGCGGACGAUAUCCUACAGAACUUCCUCGAGCCGAAGUCGUAUAAUUGUCCUCCAGUCAAAACCUUCCUUCGAGAAGUUCUAGCAGGACUGGUGCUGGAGACUACCGUGGAUAUGUGCUCGAAACCGGAGUUUAUCAAUGGCUGGAUUGUUUCCUUGUUGCAGGACGGUGAACCCGAACUCAUGAAUGUUAUCGAUGCUGGCGUUGAAGACAUGAAUGAAGCUAUGUCGCACGCGAAGGAGAAUGUUGAUAACGGCAAAGUCCACGAUCGUCGGAUGAGUAGGGCUGAAGAAGCAAUGCAAGAGGCCAUGCGGGAAGCUCAGAGACUGAACGAGAUGAUUGCUGAGGACGAAGCCAGGCGAAAACGCGGACAGGGCCCAAGCGAACCCGAAGAAACCAGUUCGGUAGCCACCAAUGAUGUUGGAAUGGCAACACCAAGCUCCUCAGGUAGUGAUCGGAAUCGACAAGGAGAACAAUCUUUGGACACGUCGUUAGUCUUCGACCACGACGGCAAUGCCUAUGAGUCCUCAACUCCGAGUCCCAGCAAAGAACAAGAAUCCUUCACCAGCUUCGAUCAGCUCGCAGAAACAGUACCAAACGUGCUACCACCUGUGUCGACCGCCCCGGCGCCCGUCGAAACUAUGAUGGCGGUUCCCUUGACACUGCACAACGCUUCAAUUACGAUUCUUGACCUUGGCGACAUGAACGAACGAGCCGUGUUCCGCCAGAGACCGAACAAUGAGUAUUUGCUGCAAAUAGAACCUGCAUCACAUCGCUACCCCGGUUGGAUGGUGUCUCGCAAGUACCCAGAGUUCGAACCCCUUCACCAGACGUUAACCACGAUUGCUCGCAUCUCAGGCGUGCCAGAAUUUGGGCAAAAGUAUCCAAACCUGCCCGCCUGGAAAGGCCAGACGAGUGCGACACUGUCUCAAAGCUUGGAGGCCUAUCUGAGAUUUGUUGUCAAAUAUGAGCCAUUAGCCGAGACGGAAGCUAUGAAGAAAUUCCUCGACAAAGAGACCGGUCUCCAAAAGGCACCUGCACAGAGCAAGAAUGUUCUGGUACAGGGAGGUGCUGCCUUGGAAAAUGUUGGCAAGAACUUCAUCAAUGUUUUGGGACAGGGCGGCAAGAAUAUCGCUGGUGGCGGCAAGGCGGUGCUAGGAGGUGUACAGGGUGUCUUUGGAGCCGUGGCAACCGGAGUCGGCGGAGCACCCAAACGGCUGAUCACAGCAAGGCCUACGCCGACAAGAAACCAUACAGGACAAUCCUCCAUCUCAAUUUCACGAAUGAGCCAGGACCUGCCGCGACAAAGCACCGACAGCGUUGAAGCCAAGCCACCCCCCUUGCCCGCGAGACCCAAUGCUGGGGUCGCGGUUCAGGAGGAAAAUGCUCAAUCGCCGAUCAGCUUGAAUGAAUCGGGUCGUCAAUCAGAAGAGAUCAUGUCAAUGCCACCACCACCAAGUGUCAUGUCGGACGACUACCAACCGAUCACGCUCCCUAAACCAGAGACGCCGCCACGACCUCGUCAAGACACCAUCACGGCCAUUCCAUCAACGCCUGCUGAAUCAUUGAAACGGGCAGACUCUAGCUCUGCGCUCUCCACGAACAAUGUGCCAGCACAGACAUCGUCGCGACGAGCGAAAAAGGAUAUUCCAAUCUCGGAGGAAGAAACGCGCAUCCUGAUAGAACUCUUCUUCGCUAUCCUCACGGAGCUCUACUCUCUCUCGGGUGCGUGGUCUAUCCGGUUGUCCCUCCUCGGGGCAGCAAAGACGUUCCUCCUCCGUUCAAACAAUCCCCAGCUCGACUCCAUACGUGUGUUACUUCAGGAAAGUGUGCUCGACGCCAAUUUCUCCGAUAAGGGAAUGGCGACACAUAUCAAUACUCUGCGAUACAACACUCUCCCAACUACGGAAGAGAGGUCGACUUGGCCCAAAGAGAUGACUGCUGAAGAGAAGGAGAAGCUGCGGGUGAAAGCAAGGAAACUGCUUGUUGAGAGAGGUAUGCCACAGGCUCUGACCAGCGUGAUGGGCACCGCUGCCAGUGGAGAAGCGCUGGGGAAAGUGUUCGACUGCUUGCAAAUGGAAAAUGUGGCUAGAGGGUUGAUCUUUGCGCUCUUGUUGCAGGCUAUCAGGGCUACAACGCAGUAG
Fonsecaea nubica is the source of this 3003-nucleotide messenger RNA. RefSeq lists its product as hypothetical. The record is from RefSeq and is a predicted model, not a curated record. Lineage: Eukaryota; Fungi; Ascomycota; Eurotiomycetes; Chaetothyriales; Herpotrichiellaceae. The transcript has a single exon. Gene Ontology annotation, molecular function: phosphatidylinositol binding. Gene Ontology annotation, cellular component: intracellular membrane-bounded organelle. Bases 1 to 3003 code for a protein of 1000 amino acids.